Molecule: messenger RNA, 1442 nt
Organism: Rhododendron vialii
Lineage: Eukaryota; Viridiplantae; Streptophyta; Magnoliopsida; Ericales; Ericaceae
Exons: 5
Coding region: 331-1026 (231 amino acids)
Cellular component (GO): membrane
Source: RefSeq, a predicted model, not a curated record
ACCCUUCAAAUCUCAGGGUUUGGCCACCCAACGAACACUUUUAAUUUAUUUUUUUGUCAAUUACUACGAUUCUAGUUGAGAAGCCAACGAACCUACCCCACCUAGAUUAAUCAUCAACAAAUUUAUGAAGUUUCACCUAAAAACAGAUCACGUUAUACUCCAAUGUUUCCAUCUGAGAGCCAAUUAUAUUUUCUUAAAACCCAUGUUUUAUUUUCUUGAGAAAAGAAUGCCAAUAAAUUUUGAAAACAGAUCUUGUUUUGUUUUCAACUUCUUCUCUGCCAUUUCAGUGUGAAGAAGAAGACGAAGAAGAAGAGGAAGAAAACAGAGCAGAUGGAAGAUUACAUCAUAAACUGGGUUGUGAUUGGAGUUCUUUCAUGGGCUGCAACCUUUUUGUUGGUGAGAAAGAUUUUGUUCCCAAAUCAGUCUUUUGAUUUCUGCAACAGAAUUGUUUCCACAAUCCAUGCUUCGUUAGCUGUGGCUUUGAGCUCUCUCUCUGUUCAAGAUUGGAGGUGCCCUGUUUGUCCUAUGGCUUCAAAAUCAUCCCCUUGGCAGAUGCAAACAAUGGCAGUGAGUCUAGCUUAUAUGAUAUAUGAUCUAGGAUGUGGCCUCUUUGAGAAGCAAUUCAAGAUUGAUAACUCAAUCCACCAUUUGGUCAGCAUUAUUGGAUUUGGGGCAGGGCUUGCCUAUGAGAAGUGUGGAUCAGAGAUGGUUGCAGCACUUUGGAUAACAGAGAUAUCAAGCCCAUUCCUCCACUUGAGAGAGCUUCUCAAAGAGCUAGGUUACAAGGACACUGACCUCAAUUUGGCAGCUGACGUAUUAUUUGCUAUCAUUUUCACAUUUGCAAGGAUGGUGGGUGGACCUUACGUCUCAUUUGUGACUCUAUCUGCUGACAAUCCACUUCUAAUAAAGGCAAUGGCACUGGGAUUGCAGCUGGUGAGUGCUUUCUGGUUCUACAAGAUUGCAAGGAUGGUGAAGUACAAACUUGCAAAAAGGACUACAUCCAAAGAGUUGGCCAAAGCUGAAUAACACCAAAAAUUGAACUAAUAUUCUGUAACAUGAUCAAUUUAAUUGAAGUAUAUAGCUUCAUGAGGUUGUUUUUUUAUUUUAUCCUUCAUUUUUCGGUAAAUUGUACAUCAUAUUAAUGUUUCCAUGAAUAUCCCAACGUAGGAGCUUUAUUGGAUGUAUUGCAAUGCAAGAAAACUGCCCUUGUCGAAAACAAAUAUCGACUCUCAAAUUGAAAGCAAAAAACCAGUAUAAGUUGUACAUAAUUCUCUUACACACAAAAGUAUCUGCCAACACAAUUCACAGGUUGAAAGAGCUAAGAAAAUGCACUGCCCCUGCAUCCAUGGCUAUUAGAAGAGAAAAUCCUAUACUCUAGUCUUUUCCAAAAUCAGUAUUGUAGUGAGCAGUCGAUUCAAGCUUCUUUGCUUCAUUCAGUUUCC